GGAUCCUUCCCCGCCCCACCUCCCGGCCCCGGCCGCCACCCUCCCUUUUCUUUCCGAGCUCCAACCAAAUUCCCUCGCCCUGCCGCCGCUGCCGCCGCGGCCUAGGCCUUGACUCUUCUCCACGACGCCGCGCCCUCUCCCCCACUGUCUUUUGACCGCUCCAAGCUCUUUCUUGCUUCUCUUCCCCCUCUGAUCGCCCACGAGGGACACAGCGCCUGCUUUGAACGCAGCUGUUCGUCCGGCAAAGACACGGCACCCGCUGCCGCAUCAUAACCGCCGGCCUGCCCUUUCUGCUCCAUCUGGGAAGUUAGCUCCUCCCGAAAUUCCCUCUUUCGCUACCCCUGGGAAAAGGGGAGGAAAAGGCGCCAUCUUUUCCGAUCCCAGCUUCAGGGACACACCAUCUUCCCCUGAUCGCUCACGCGGUAGGCUUCCGGCUUCGAGAAUCGAGUGGAAUUAAAGCUCUGGUGAACCGGUUUUGAGCUUAAGGGGCAGAUCCCCGCGCCGGAGGGGGAUCUUCUCGCCGACAGAGUCAGACGGUCUCGGUCCAACUGCCCCCUGCCUCUGCAUAAGCUCUGUUCCAGCUUUGUGGUUCCGUCCUUCCCUGCUCUGCUGCGGCCUCGAUGGACAGCCUCCCCGACGGGGUGGCGCCGCCCGCGCCGACGCCGCAGCAGCAGCAGCCGAAGCGCGACGAGUGGAGCGAGAGCGGCAUCUCGCGCCUGCUCGAGGCCUACGAGGCCAAGUGGCUGCUCCGCAACCGGGCCAAGCUCAAGUGGAGCGACUGGGUCGACAUCGCCCACGACGUCUCCGCCCACUGCUCCUCCUCCGACCACGCGGCCUCCAAGCCCGGCGCCGCUGCCGGGGGCACCGCCAAGACCCCCAACCAGUGCAAGAACAAGGUCGAGUCCAUGAAGAAGCGCUACCGGGCCGAGUCCGCCGCCGCAACGCGGGCCGGAUCAGCUGGGGUGGCCAGCGCCUCCGGUGGCCCGUCCUGGCGCUUCUUCGGCCGCAUGGACGGGCUGCUCAAGGGCCCGGCCGCCGGCUGCUCUGGCCAGCCGCAGGCGCAACCGGAGCCGAGCUACGAUGGCAUCGUCCAGCCGCGAGCCCCCCUGAAAGCAGAGCCAGAGGUCGACGCCGAAGCAGACACCGCCCUCCAGCAGCCGCCGGACACAGCAGGGCCGCCCGGGGCGCUCUCCGAGCUACUGAGCACAGACGCCAACGGCUCCGCGACGGUGAAGGCCGAGAAGACCGUCGAUCUGGCCACGCACAAGGAGAGCGGCAGGGCGGCUGACAGCGACGCCGCAAAUGUGAGCUCUCCGCGGAGCAAGGAGGUGGAGGUGGGGGUGAACGACGACGGCGCCGAGGAGGUGGACACGCCGAGAAAGAGGAAGAGCCCGGAGCUGGACGUCGCGAGGAGCAUCGAGCUGCUGGCGAGCUCGUUCGUGAAGAUCGAGCGGGCCAGGCUGGAGGUGUACCGGGACACGGAGCGGAUGAGGGCCGAGGCCGAGGUGAAGAAGGGCGAGAUGGAGCUGAGGAGGACGGAGAUCAUGGCCAAGACGCAGCUGCAGAUCGCCAGGCUCUUCGCCAAGCGGCUCAAGGAGUGCGUAGGCAGCAGGAAUGGCGGCAGCUCGUCUCAAGCGGACACGCUUGCCAAGAAAGGCGAAAAUGGUUCAGGGUGACUGGCCAAUCAAAGCAGCUAUCAUUCUCUUCCCUCGGCAUCGCACAGGUUCUAAACACAAGGCCGGUAUCACACCAUUCAUUUGCAAAAAAUGUAUGUCUGAUUGAUUCAGCCUCAUCAUGAGUGAAGGCAUAUAGUUAGCGGUAAAAAUCGAAACACAAUAACGGAAGCGUCGGUUCCCCUUUCCAGCAGGGUGUUAGAAGAUGCAGUUUUACAAUCAGGAGUAGUUUGCUAGUCCGAAAAAUUGUCAACUUGCAUUCCUACUGAAAGUGUUUUACUGACAACCACUGUAAGAUGCUGUGGUUCUCACUUCUCUCUCAGUGCUGGAAGCCGGAUGCUUGAGGUGGUAUGGUGUUUGUGUGGUCGUUGAUAGUACGAUUCAUUCGUGUACUGAAUGCAUCAUCCACGGCUAUCUUUUCCAUAUAUGUAAUGUAUGCAUCAUCCAUGCUCUUACCUUUU
Molecule: messenger RNA, 2134 nt
Organism: Triticum dicoccoides
Lineage: Eukaryota; Viridiplantae; Streptophyta; Magnoliopsida; Poales; Poaceae
Product: trihelix transcription factor ASIL2-like
Exons: 2
Coding region: 621-1676 (351 amino acids)
Source: RefSeq, a predicted model, not a curated record